Phanerochaete carnosa HHB-10118-sp is the source of this 3574-nucleotide messenger RNA. RefSeq lists its product as uncharacterized. Gene Ontology annotation, biological process: regulation of transcription by RNA polymerase II. The coding region runs from base 282 to 3299 and encodes 1005 amino acids. The record is from RefSeq and is a predicted model, not a curated record. Gene Ontology annotation, molecular function: RNA polymerase II cis-regulatory region sequence-specific DNA binding; DNA-binding transcription activator activity, RNA polymerase II-specific. Gene Ontology annotation, cellular component: nucleus. The transcript is spliced from 9 exons. Lineage: Eukaryota; Fungi; Basidiomycota; Agaricomycetes; Polyporales; Phanerochaetaceae.
GCCGUGCGUACUGUCUGAGGCGACUGCGCAUCGACACCACACCCUCGCUAUCCACGGCCACGGCAUUCCGCCUAGUAGCACGGUCAAGGACGGGCAAGAUCACAAACACUAGUCGAAACAAGGUCUCUCGCCGGCGCUCUGCAGCAUCGCGAAGAGCGGUCCUAGGCCCUUGACGUCGAGGUCGCAAGCAGUAUAAAGGCAGCAGACGAUUAACUCCGCGACGCUGUCAGGUGCACUGAUACCAGGAAGGUUAUCGGAAUAUUUGGGCAUCUCUCCCCGUCAUGGCGCAAGCAUCUUCAGUCAACUCGCCUGGAUACUCGACAUGGCUGCCCCUGUCGGCAAACGCCGGCGCUGAACGCCGAUCAAUUGACAUCCUCAAGCCACAGUCGGCCCCCCGCAGCGCGCGACACAGGAGCAUGUCCAUCGACUUCACCCCCAACGGCCCUCACCAGGGCAUGUUUGGCCAGCCAGACAUCGACCAGCCCUUCAGCUCCCUUCAGGGGGGCGACAUCAACUCCGCCCACUCGAGCUCGCACAUGUCCGUCUCCGGUCAUCCCCUCGACAGGAACGACCCGCUCGACAUCGAUGCCCAUGGCAGCUAUGACAUCUUCUCUACCUCCUCCACUGGCUCGCUCGCAUCCCAGAGGUACCGUACCAACGCUUCAUCCUCCUCCUCCCUCGGCCCAAACUACUCCCUCGGCGUCGACCCCAUGUAUCAACAAUCGUCUUUCUCUGAUAACAUGCAGUCCUUCCACUCGUCCAACUCGAACCCCUACGACCUCAUCGGUAGUCUCCCCUCGUCAUACAGCAGCGGCAAACCAUCGCCCAUCACGCCCAAUGAUGUGAGCGCCCUGCCACACUCGUCUGGCUUCCCGUUCUCGAACGGACAGUCGAAAGAUUUUCAGCCGCAUCACAGCUAUCACGAGCCCAUGCUCGACCGCCGCAUCGGUGGUGCAUCAAGCUACUCGAACGACUUCAACGACGAUUUCGGCUCAAUGGGCGUCAACCAUGGUCUCGGUAUCAAUGGUUUCCCCCCUUCAGGUCUUCCCCCGUUCCCUGACCGUUUGGGACGCGUCCAAGGCGAAUCGCGCUUCCAGAACUCGACCGUGCCUUCCCUGACUGCCACGUCUCACCUGGCGCAAAGUCACAAUCCUGAGCUGAUCAGAGGCGUAGCGCCACAGGCGACGCACCUGCCGUCAUUCGACGACAUGAACUUCAUGGGCCCGAGCCCAACGGUCUACGAUCCGCCGCUACGUCUGCCUGCCAGCGUCAACGACGACAUGGCACGUCUCCGGCUACAAGGUUCUGGCGACCUUCAAACGUUCAUUCGGCCGUAUCUGGAUCAGUACAUUAGGACGCCCAACCGUCUGGCAUUCGGCGAGCGCACGGUUAUCGUCAUGUCGUCCAAAGUUGCUCAGAAAUCAUAUGGAACAGAAAAGCGCUUCCUUUGCCCUCCGCCAACAGCCCUCAUGAUCGGUAACUCGUGGUGGUCUGAUGUUCAUCGCCGCGGCGAGGAGCCGAAACUUUGCCCGCCUAGAGUAGUGAUCUCCAUCUCUGGAGAGCCUGCGCCGCAGGAGGGCUCUAUCGAGUGGACGAGUGCCACGGGCAAAGCGUUCGAUGUUUCUGACCCGCCGACAGGUACUACUUACAUCGGGCGCUGCGUCGGCAAGCAACUCUUCAUCUCCGAUGUCGACGAGAAGAAGAAAAAGGUCGAGGCACUGGUGAAGAUUAUGGCUCCUUCUGCCGACGACGAGCCUGAACGUGUUAUGGGCACGUUCCCCAGUCGUCCGAUCAAGGUCAUUAGCAAGCCCAGCAAGAAGAGGCAAAGUGCGAAGAACCUCGAGUUGUGCAUUAACCAUGGCUCGACGAUUUCGCUGUUCCAUCGUCUUCGAUCACAAACCGUCUCCACCAAGUAUUUGUGCGUCUCUGGCUCGGGGUCGUCGUUCAAGGGCUCCGAUGGUGCUCCUCUCAUGGGCUUGGACCAGCGUGCUCGUACGCAGACACCGUCGUUCAUUGCGCGGACUGCUAGCUGGGAUCCAUUCAUCAUGUAUAUCGUCGACGUGAACAAACCUGCUGGUGGCAUCGAUACGCCACCACCCCCGCCGCCUCAGCCGGAGUUCCCUUCUCCUCCGCCUAACGCCAUUCCCUUCACCAACAACGGGUCCCAAAUCCCGAUCUAUUAUAAUCAGACGGUGGUCCUCCAGUGUCUGACCUCGGGCGUAGUCAGCCCGGUGCUCAUCAUUCGUAAGGUUGAUCACCAGACCACGGUAGUUGGUGGAGGUCUCCAAGAAGGUGCCAAGGGCAUUGCCGAUCACUAUUGCUGCCUUGGCGAGGUCUGCGGAGACCCGGUCUCGCAGUUGCACAAGAUCGCGUUUGAGGUCUACGACCCCAGCAAGGGAGCGCCGGAGCCCGGCACCCCGGGCGCCAGCGGCGCAUUCCUGUCUUGUAUGGGCGAGAAGGUCAACACCUACCGCCCCGUCGAAGGCCGCCAGUGGAACUCGAGCAUCACCAAUGCUGUUGAGGCCGACUCGCCUAUUGCAGCGCCUGGCUCGCCGAUUGCGGGUACCCCAACGUCGGCGAACGGCCACGGCGAAUACUUCGGUGCCAAUGGCGGUUCCGGCAGCGCCCCUAACUCGCCUGUCCCCGCCGAGUUUCCCUCGAGUGACGGCGGCAAGGUGAAGAAGGGCAAGCGCGGCUCGUCGAGUGCCGGUGGUCUCAGCAAGCCUGCCUCUCAAAAGGGUCGCCGGCGUCCAACGUCUGCGGGAUCUGCCGGUGGUUCAAUCUCGUCUAGCAGGCGUGGCUCGAGCAGCGACUCGUCGGCUUCCUCUGGUGCUCUCUGGCAGGUGGACAUUGGCGAGACAAGUGUCUGGACGAUCGUCGGCGUCGAUCAAGUCCGAUACAACUUUUAUGUGCCGCCUGUUCUCUUCGACAACCAGAGCGCGCCGCAGACUGGGUCCUUCCCCAUCCCGUCGAAGCCCGUCACCCCCUUCCCCAACGUCGUCAAGUAUCUCCCGCCUGAUCGCGCUGCUGAGGCGCCGAAACCAUGUCCGCAAUCGCGAGCAAUGAUGGCGAAGCCGAACCCGCACGCGUCGAAAAUGCUCACUGUGUACGGAGAGAAUUUCUCGAAGACGGACCCGGUCACCGUGUUCUUUGGCUCCGACCCGUCACCGUACGUCGAGGUUCGGUGCACGGAGGUCUUGGGUUGUCUCCCGCCGGAGUCGAACAACAUGAAGCGCAGGCCUAUUAUCCUGGUUCGGCACGAUGGUACCGUGUUCCCUUCGAAUACAUACUACCCUUGAUUAUACCUGUCGUGUACUUUGCUUCUCUAUCUUGUACUCGCUGCUGAUUCUAUCUUGCGUACAUACCUGGUAGCCGGUUGGACGUUUGUGCUUCACUUCGCAUCUUCAAAGCUCCAUUCUUUGCUGUCGUUAUCUCAUUAUCUAGAACCGCGUCUUGCUACGUUCGUGCUCAUUCUAACCACUAUUUGCAUUGUGUACCUGUACUUGUACAAUAACUGGAUAGACAGUCUAUCUCCGGUCUUAGUACUCAAUGCUGAUUCGCCGUCGUGCGUGAG